Molecule: messenger RNA, 1413 nt
Organism: Nicotiana attenuata
Lineage: Eukaryota; Viridiplantae; Streptophyta; Magnoliopsida; Solanales; Solanaceae
Product: probable DNA-directed RNA polymerase
Exons: 2
Coding region: 1-1413 (470 amino acids)
Biological process (GO): mitochondrial transcription
Cellular component (GO): mitochondrial DNA-directed RNA polymerase complex
Molecular function (GO): DNA-directed RNA polymerase activity; DNA binding
Source: RefSeq, a predicted model, not a curated record
AUGAUUGAAGAACAAGCAUAUCUAUAUGAUGAUAUACAGAGUUUGUUUGAGGCUACACCUAUGAUGGUUAAUCUUUUGGUUAAGAAGGAUGCGCCCUCUGCUAAGGAGUAUCUUAAGGCUAGUAAGAAACUCACUACCGGUGAGUUGGAUCUACUAAACCUCUUUCAUCAGUAUACAUUGGAAGGCAUUAUUAUUUACAUCUUUGGUUGCCUCUUCAAUAGUAUUAAUGAGAGCCCAGCUGUUCGGCUUUCUACCCUUGUAGACCAACUAUUGCUUUCUGAAAGGAAUUAUCAACGGGUUGGGAGCAAACCUUCCGUUAAUGUAAUUCCUGGGGUUAAUAAAACAGUGAAGGGUGGUAAAACAGAGGAGGGUGGUAAAACAGAGAAGGGUGCUAAGCGUAAGUAUUACAAACAAAAACCAAUAUAUGUAAUUUGUAAUUUUGAUUUAAGCAUUCUCCCGAUCCAGUUAAGUCUACCUAUGGUAUACCCUCCUAAGGAGUGGGGUGUUGUAGAACGACUUAAAGUGAGGGGAGAGGCGCCUAAAUCACUAUCUGAUAUUACUGGGGAUUAUUUAAGCGAACCUAACGGGGAUUUAUAUUUAUAUAAUCGGUAUAAUCUAUUAACAUCCCGCGAUAAGAAUAACUUUAAUAUUUUAUUGGGUGAAAACUACCAGGAAAUGUGUGACACCAUGAAUACCUUACAGAAAGAGGCUUUUGAGAUAAAUGUAGGUGUGUUAGAUUUCAUUAGAAUAAAUUAUGAUAUAUUAGUGGAAAUAGAUCUACUGAUGCCGAAGUUUCUAGCCAACUUAAAUGUAGCCGAGGGAUGCAAGCUAUUGAGGGAGUGUUAUCUAGAAGCAUCAAAGGGGGUUGGUAAGCUCAAACCUAACCUCUAUCCUGCAUUUCUAAAAGAGUUCUUGAGUGAUAUCCAGCGAGCCCGUUAUGAAAGGUUUAUACUCGAUAUAGCGUCAGCUUACGAGGGGUAUGAAUUUUAUCUGCCAGCAUUCGUCGACUUCCGCGGUAGGAUUUAUCGCGCGGGGGUAUUACAUUUCCACGAGCGAGAUUUAGCAAGGUCAUUGAUAGUGUUCUCUAAGCGUACAGUUUAUGAUGCUAAGAUGGCAAAUCCUUCUCAUAGUACAGAAUACGAUGAGAAGGUUAAGACAAUGUUAUAUGCGGCAGCCUCAUUUCAUUAUCAAAAGUUUGAUACUUACUCCGCGGCUGAGAGAUGGUAUCAUGAGCAGAGGUUUGAGUCUAUUGGUAGAAUCAUUGAGUAUGCACCUACCGCUAGAGAUCCCUUUCAGUUCCUAAGCAAGGCUCUAAUUAUCCAAGGGUUGGAUACUAGGGUAUCAGACUGGCAACUUCCUAUCACACAAGAUGCAUCUGCAAGCGCUUAUCAGAUAAUUAGUUAUUCUUGUUAG